AUGAAAAUAUCUAAAGUGUUUUACUUGUUUAAUUUAUUUUUUGUAACACAUUUUUUAAUAUUAUGUUUGUCGAAAAAUAAUGGUGUUACUAGAGGAACUUUUCUCAACCUAAAAGCAGUUGAACGUGAGAUGGAAAGGAAAAGAAAUAAUAAAAAUAAAAUGAUUAUUUAUUCUUUAGGAUCUGUUCUAGUUUUAGCUGCAGUUAUAGUAACAGGUAUAGGGCUUGGUGUGUAUUUGAAUAAAAAAAAAAAGAAAUUACCAGAAAAUUUAAAGGAGGAUAAGUCGAAAAAGGAAGACAAAAAUAGCGAUGAAAAUAUCAUUCUUUUGGGAAAAUCUCAAAGGGAUAAUAAUGACAAGACGUAUAACAAGGAAGAUUUAGGAGGAGAGGGCAGCUCAUCUUCAAUGGACAUCGGGUGGAAUAGUAACCUGGAAACAAACGUUGAAGGGUGCAGUAAUGUCGAUGCUAAUUUAGAUCAGGUUAGUAAUCUCGACACUAACUUUGAAAAAACUAGUAAUCUCGACACUAACGUUGAACAGGCUAGUAAUCUUGAAACUAAUGUAGAUCAGGUUAGUAAUCUCGACACUAACUUUGAACAAACUAGUAAUCUCGACACUAACGUUGAACAGGUUUGUAAUUUUGACACUAAUUUAGAACAAGCUAGUAAUGUCGAUGCUAAUGUAGAUCAGGUUAGUAAUCUCGACACGAACUUUGAACAAACUAGUAAUCUCGAAAAUAAUUUAGAACAGGUUAGUAAUCUCGACACUAACUUUGAACAAACUAGUAAUCUCGAAAAUAAUUUAGAACAGGUUAGUAAUCUCGACACUAACUUUGAACAAACUAGUAAUCUCGACACUAACGUUGAACAGGCUAGUAAUCUUGAAACUAAUGUAGAUCAGGUUAGUAAUCUCGACACUAACUUUGAACAAACUAGUAAUCUCGAAAAUAAUUUAGAACAGGUUAGUAAUCUCGACACUAACUUUGAACAAACUAGUAAUCUCGAAAAUAAUUUAGAACAGGUUAGUAAUCUCGACACUAACUUUGAACAAACUAGUAAUCUCGACACUAACGUUGAACAGGUUUGUAAUUUUGACACUAAUUUAGAACAAGCUAGUAAUGUCGAUGCUAAUGUAGAUCAGGUUAGUAAUCUCGACACGAACUUUGAACAAACUAGUAAUCUCGAAAAUAAUUUAGAACAGGUUAGUAAUCUCGACACUAACUUUGAACAAACUAGUAAUCUCGACACUAACGUUGAACAGGUUUGUAAUUUUGACACUAAUUUAGAACAAGCUAGUAAUGUCGAUGCUAAUGUAGAUCAGGUUAGUAAUCUCGACACGAACUUUGAACAAACUAGUAAUCUCGAAAAUAAUUUAGAACAGGUUAGUAAUCUCGACACUAACUUUGAACAAACUAGUAAUCUCGAAAAUAAUUUAGAACAGGUUAGUAAUCUCGACACUAACUUUGAACAAACUAGUAAUCUCGAAAAUAAUUUAGAACAGGUUAGUAAUCUCGACACUAACUUUGAACAAACUAGUAAUCUCGACACUAACGUUGAACAGGUUUGUAAUUUUGACACUAAUUUAGAACAAGCUAGUAAUGUCGAUGCGAAUUUAGAUCAGGUUAGUAAUCUCGAUAAUAACUUUGAACAAACUAGUAAUCUCGAUAAUAACUUUGAACAAACUAGUAAUCUCGACACUAACUUUGAACAAACUAGUAAUCUCGAAAAUAAUUUAGAACAGGUUAGUAAUCUCGACACUAAUUUAGAACAAGCUAGUAAUCUCGACACUAACUUUGAACAAACUAGUAAUCUCGAAAAUAAUUUAGAACAAGCUAGUAACUUUGACACCAGCAUUGAAGAGGGUAGCAACCUUGAAGAUUACUUAGAAGAGGGUAAUAAUCUUGGCACAAAUGUCGAACAUGAUAGUAAUGUGCACACUAAUUUUCAAGAAUGUGGAAACGAGGAGUUAGAUUUGAAAAAUUCCUCUGAUAAAAAGGAUGUUUUUACCGAUACAGAUAAUAAACAAGAUACUGUAACUGACGUAGAUCCUACUUAUUCAACAUCGACAGUAAGUUGUGAACAAACUGAACGAGAGAUACCUGAAGAAGUUAUAGAUGCACUUAGUGAAACGUUAAAAGAAGAUUAUUUCGACUUUUUUAAAAAUGGAUUUGAUGGAGAUAAUAAUAAUAAUCCGUUAAUUUAUGGAGGAGAUAAUUUUGUAGGUGUGCAAGAACCACUUAUUAUUCCAACUAAAUAUUCUUUUUGUUGUUGUGAUAAUGAAACGAAAAUGGAGAAUGUUGUUAAUUCAUAUACAGAUUAA
Messenger RNA from Plasmodium malariae, 2316 nucleotides. Its product is annotated as early transcribed membrane protein. The record is from RefSeq and is a predicted model, not a curated record. NCBI's taxonomy places the organism in Eukaryota, Apicomplexa, Aconoidasida, Haemosporida, Plasmodiidae. The coding region runs from base 1 to 2316 and encodes 771 amino acids. The transcript has a single exon.